Messenger RNA from Strigops habroptila (Kakapo), 7735 nucleotides. RefSeq names its product laminin subunit gamma 1 (gene LAMC1). Gene Ontology annotation, molecular function: extracellular matrix structural constituent. The transcript is spliced from 28 exons. The record is from RefSeq and is a predicted model, not a curated record. Bases 153 to 4958 code for a protein of 1601 amino acids. NCBI's taxonomy places the organism in Eukaryota, Metazoa, Chordata, Aves, Psittaciformes, Psittacidae.
GCACCGCCUCGGCUCGCCUCGCCUCGCCUCGCCCGGGCCGGGCCCAUCCCAUCGCAGCCUGCGGCCAGGCGCGGAGCGGCGGUAGCCAGCGAGCGAGCCCCUCCGCCGGCCCGCGCCGCUCGGCCAGCCCCUCCGCCGCUCGGUCGAGCGCCAUGGGGGGCGGCGGCGGCGAGCGCCGGGCGCUGUGGCUGGCGGUGCUGUGGCUGUGGUUGCCCGGGCGGUGCGGCGGCGCCAUGGACGAGUGCACGGAGGAGCGGACCGGCCGCCCGCAGCGCUGCAUGCCCGAGUUCGUCAACGCCGCUUUCAACGCCACGGUGCUGGCCACGCACACGUGCGGGACGCCGGCCGAGGAGUAUUGCGUGCAGACCGGCGUCACCGGCGUCACCCAGUCCUGCCACCUCUGCGACGCCGCCCAGCCCCACCUGCAGCACGGCGCCGCCUUCCUCACCGACUACAACAGCCCCGCCGACGCCACCUGGUGGCAGAGCCGCACCAUGCUGGCCGGCGUGCAGCACCCCGCCGCCGUCAACCUCACCCUGCACCUGGGAAAGGCCUUCGACAUCACAUACGUACGUCUGAAGUUUCAUACCAGUCGGCCAGAGAGCUUUGCAAUCUACAAACGCACCAGGGAAGAUGGCCCAUGGGUGCCCUACCAGUAUUACAGUGGCUCCUGUGAGAGCACGUAUCACAAAGUCAAUCGUGGCUUUAUUCGGACUGGAGAGGAUGAGCAGCAGGCGCUCUGUACGGAUGAGUUCAGUGACAUCUCCCCCCUCACUGGGGGCAAUGUGGCAUUCUCAACACUGGAGGGGCGUCCCAGUGCCUAUAACUUUGAUAACAGCCCCGUGCUACAGGAAUGGGUGACAGCUACAGAUAUUAGAGUGACCCUCAAUCGUCUGAAUACAUUUGGAGAUGAAGUUUUCAAUGACCCAAAAGUUCUCAAGUCAUAUUACUAUGCAAUUUCUGAUUUUGCUGUGGGUGGUAGAUGCAAAUGUAACGGGCACGCGAGUGAGUGCGUGAAGAAUGAGCUCGGGAAGCUGGUUUGCAACUGCAAGCACAACACCUUUGGGGUCGACUGUGAGAAGUGUCUUCCUUUCUUCAAUGACCGUCCAUGGAGGAGAGCGACAGCAGAGAGUGCCAAUGAAUGCUUGCCUUGUGACUGCAACGGGAGGUCACAGGAGUGCUACUUUGACCCUGAGCUGUACCGCUCAACGGGCCAUGGGGGCCACUGCACGGGCUGCUCGGAUAACACCGAUGGUGCCCACUGUGAAAGGUGCAGGGACAGCUUCUAUCGACAGGGGAGUGAGGAGGGGUGUCUGCCCUGCAGUUGCAACCCUGUUGGGUCCCUCAGCACACAGUGUGACAACUAUGGCCAGUGCAGCUGCAAACCUGGUGUGAUGGGUGAUAAGUGUGACCGGUGCCAGCCAGGUUUCCACUCCCUCUCCGAAGCUGGGUGCAGGCCCUGUUCUUGCAACCUAGCUGGCAGCACAGGGGAAUGCAACGUUGAGACAGGACGAUGUACAUGCAAAGAAAAUGUUGAAGGCUUUCACUGUGAGAGAUGCAAACCUGGAUUUUUCAAUCUGGAUUCCUCCAAUCCAAGGGGCUGUACUCCCUGCUUCUGUUUUGGACACUCCUCAGUCUGCACCAAUGCCAUUGGCUACAGUAUUUACAGCAUCACCUCCAGCUUCCAGUUUGGAGCGGAUGAGUGGCGUGCUGAGCAGCGUGAUGGCUCAGAAGUCUUACUCCAGUGGAAUGCGGAGACCCAGGAUAUAUCUGUUAUCUCAGACAGCUACUUCCCCAUGUAUUUUGUUGCACCACGAAAGUUCUUGGGCAACCAGGUUUUGAGUUAUGGGCAAAACCUGACCUUCUCCUUCCGCGUGGAUAGACGGGAUACACGCCUCUCAGCAGAGGAUGUGGUGCUGGAAGGGGCUGGGCUGAGAGUGUCAGUGCCACUCAUUGCUCAGGGCAACUCUUACCCCAGCGAGAACGCGCUGAUCUACACCUUCAGGCUCCAUGAGGCUACAGAUUACCCGUGGAGGCCUGCUCUUACGGCAUUUGACUUCCAGAAGCUUCUCCACAACUUGACUUCCAUCAAGAUCCGUGGGACGUACAGUGAGAGAAGUGCCGGCCACCUGGAUGAUGUUACCAUCACAAGUGCUCGUCCUGGACCUGGUGUGCCUGUGACCUGGGUGGAGAGCUGCUCCUGUCCAGCAGGAUAUGAGGGGCAGUUCUGUGAGCGCUGCUCCUCUGGGUACCGGCGAGAGACACCAAGCCUUGGGCCCUACAGCCCCUGUGUGCCGUGUGCUUGCAAUGGGCACAGUGAGACAUGCGAACCAGAGACAGGCAUGUGCAAUUGCAGGGAUAACACAGCAGGGUCUCACUGUGAGAAGUGCAGUGAUGGGUACUAUGGAGAUGCGACAGCGGGCACAGCCUCAGACUGCCAGCCCUGCCCGUGCCCAGGCGGCUCGAGCUGUGCCAUUGUGCCCCGCACGAAGGAGGUUGUGUGCACCAGCUGCCAGGCUGGCACUACAGGCAAGAGGUGCGAGCUGUGUGACGAUGCCUAUUUUGGAGACCCGCUGGGUGAAAAUGGUGCUGUGAGGCCUUGCCGCCUCUGCCAGUGCAAUGACAACAUCGAUCCCAACGCCGUGGGGAACUGCGAUCGCCAGACAGGCGAGUGCCUCAAGUGCAUCUACAACACCGCUGGCUUCUAUUGCGACCGCUGCAAAGACGGCUUCUUUGGGAACCCCCUGGCCCCCGAUCCUGCUGACAAGUGCAGAGCUUGUCACUGCAAUCCGUAUGGCACUGUGAAUCAGCAGACGAAUUGCAAUCAAGUGACUGGGCAGUGUGAGUGCCUGUCUCAUGUCACUGGGAGGGACUGCAGUGCCUGUGAGCCUGGCUUCUUCAACCUCCAGGGUGGACGUGGCUGUGAGAGGUGCAACUGCCACGCACUGGGCUCCACCAAUGGGCAGUGCGACAUCCGGACCGGGCAGUGUGAGUGCCAGCCUGGCGUCACCGGCCAGCGUUGUGACAGAUGUGAGAUCAACCACUUUGGCUUUGGCUCUGAAGGCUGUAAACCCUGUGACUGUGAUCCUGAGGGUUCGCGCUCCCUGCAGUGCCUGGAGAAUGGUCACUGUGAAUGCAAGGAGGGCUUUGUGGGGAACCGCUGCGACCAGUGUGAGGAGAACUACUUCUACAACCGCUCCUGGCCAGGCUGCCAAGAGUGUCCAGCCUGCUACAGAUUAGUGAAAGAUAAGGUGGUAGAGCAGCGUGAGAGGUUGCAGGAGCUGGAAAAUCUUAUAGCAAAUCUAGGUACGGGAGAAGAAACUGUAACUGAUCAAGCCUUUGAAGAGAGAUUGAAGCAGGCAGAAAGAGAUGUUAUGGAGUUGCUCCAGGAAGCACAAAACAGCAAAGAUGUAGACCAGGGACUCAUGGAUCGUCUCAAAGACAUUAACAGCACGCUAACGAGCCAGCUCAACAGGCUGAGGAACAUCCAGGGCACAGUGCGGGAGACAGAGAACCUGGCGGAGCAAGCCCGGGUGCGGGUGGAGGACACUGAGGACCUGAUCGGCUUAGCUUCUGAUAUGCUUGAGAAGGCAAAGAUGGCAGCUGACAAUGUGUCCAUUACACCUCCAGAGUCAAGCGGGGACCCUAACAACAUGACUCUGUUGGCAGAAGAGGCCCGUAAGCUGGCUGAAAGACACAAAAAAGAAGCCGAUGAGAUUGUUCGCAUAGCUAAGGCAGCAAAUGAUACUUCCACGGAAGCCUAUCAGCUGCUGCUGAAGACCCUGGCUGGGGAAAACCAAACUGCAAAUGACAUCGAUGAGCUCAACCAGAAGUAUAAUCAGGCAAGGAACAUUUCUCGAGACCUAGAAAAACAGGCCAGCAAAGUGCUUGCAGAGGCAGAGGAAGCUGGAAACAAAGCCCUUCAGAUCUACGCUAAUCUCACCAGUCUACCUGCUGUGGAUUCCACAGGGCUAGAGAAUGAAGCAAAUAAGAUCAAGAAGGAAGCGGAGGAGUUAGAUCAGCUAAUUGCCAGGAAGCUGAAAGAUUAUGAGGAUUUGAGAGAAGACAUGAAAGGAAAGGAGCUGGAAGUAAAGAACCUCUUGGAGAAAGGGAAGACAGAGCAGCAGACUGCAGACCAGCUCUUGGCUCGAGCAGAUGCAGCGAAAGCCCUGGCUGAAGAAGCUGCUCGGAAGGGCAAUGGCACACUGCAGGAGGCUAAUACCAUUCUCAGCAACUUGAAAGAUUUUGAUAAGCGGGUGAACGAUAACAAGACAGCAGCUGAGGAGGCUCUGAAAAAGAUUCCUGCCAUUACCCAGACCAUUGCUGAAGCCAACAAUAAGACACGCCAGGCGGAGCUGGCGCUUGGCAAUGCUGCUGCUGAUGCUCGCGAAGCCAAGGCUAAAGCAGAUGAUGCUGAGAAAAUCGCCAGUACUGUUCAGAAGAAUGCUGCUGCUACCAAAGCCGAAGCUGACAAGACUUUUGCUGAUGUGACGGAGCUGGCCAGGGAAGUGGAUGACAUGAUGAAGCAACUACAGGAUGCAGAAAAAGAGCUGAAGCGGAAGCAGGAUGAUGCUGAGCAGGAUAUGAUGAUGGCAGGCAUGGCCUCACAGGCUGCCCAGGAGGCAGAAGACAACGCCAGAAAAGCGAAGAACUCUGUGAACAGUUUGCUUUCUGUCAUUAAUGACCUGCUGGAUCAGUUAGGGCAACUGGAGACAGUGGACUUGAACAAACUGAAUGAAAUUGAGGGUACCCUGAACAGUGCCAAAGACCAGAUGAAAGAUAGCGACCUGGACCAGAAAGUGUCUUUUCUUGAGAGAGAAGCCAGGAAGCAAGAUGAUGCAAUACAGGCCUACAACAGGGACAUUGAAGAGAUCCUGAAGGACAUUAGCAACCUGGAAGACAUCAAGAAGACCUUGCCAUCUGGCUGUUUUAACACCCCGUCCAUUGAAAAACCCUAAGGGUGCACUGGGGGUGGGGGUUAUUCCCCUGGUGAGUGGUGGAGCGGUGGUUUGGCUAUGGAGUGCCUUAACACACAUUACCUUCUUCCAAUACCCAACUCUUCGCUGCUCGCAGCCGCUGUUUUCUUUUCAAAUCAGGAUAAGUUGAAAGAUUUUUUUUUUUCUUUUUUUCUUUUUUUUUUUUUUUUUUUUUUUUUUUUGGUGAAGCAAAUUAAAUAUCCGUCUUUGGGCAUCAAAGGGCUUUUUUUAUAUAGAUUGUUUUCCUGAGCACUCCACCUUUGCCCCUUUCUCAGACAGUUUCCCUUUGAUUAGCGUAAGGAGGAGAGAUGCUCUGGGCUCUUUAUACUGUGGUUCAGAAAUAACCAUGUGAGCUGUAUACAGCAAGGCAAAACUAACCUCACUUUCUCUCCUCACUUCUCCCCUCGACUGUAAAGUCCUCAGUCCCGGAGCUCUCUGUCCCUAUGAAGGAAGGGGAUGGCUACCAAAGUAUUACUGUAAUGGCCAGUAUAGCUGCACUCAUUCAGAUCCCUCUUCCCAACUUCUGACCCUGUGAAUUUUUUUUUAUCGAUAACUAGUGGCCAAUCUGACAGCAUUGGUAGCCUUUGACAAAAUAGCUGAAGCCUCUUUCUGAAAUGCUUUCUGUGAUGAUGCAUCGCUCUGAGAAAAACACAGCCUCUGAGAGGAGUUUUUUGGGAAGAUGGGAUACUGGUGGAGUGGUCAGUCUUUACUGGGGGAGUGAUAGGUCUUGCCAUCCCCACUCCUGGUCUGUGGAGAAGUUCUGGGUCUGGUCUGUAAGCUACCUGCCGGGUAGUCCAGGCUUGGGAGUGUGGAAGCCAUGAGCUGUGUUCCCAUCUGUAGGUGUUGCUACUGAAAUUACCAGAGGAUCUGUUUUUCUAGGUUAUGAAUGUCUGAUUGACAGAUCAGUUAGUUCAAACAGAAAAAGUCUUGCUGAAGAGGAGAGCUGCCACCAGAGAGCUCCAGCGACUGCACUGGCCUUCGUGCUGAAUGUCUUUGGGUGGGGAAGGAAGAGGGCUUGCAAGUGGAAAUGAAAAGGUCUUUCUCCUCGUCUUUUUCCUGAAGGACAGUGGCAUUUUUGUCUCCUGGCAUUGCUCUCGCAUUUUCCCUGUUUUUAAGCUGGCAGAAAGGGCUGGAGUUUACCAGUGCCCUCCUUUCUGUCUACUGAUCUCCCAGUCACCGUAAAGCCACCGCAGCACAGGGACUUCAGGCCAGGCUCAGGUGUCAUGUCUGCCUUCCACACCGCUACCGCUGCCUCCCCAGCAGGCUCCCUCCCUAGGUAGUGCCUCCCAGCUGCUUCCUGGUGCUGGGUGGGAGCAGUGGGGAGCCCCUCGCUCCUCCUCUGGCCCUCCUCUUGAGAUGAGAGCAUCCUCUGUGGCUUCCUUUUUGCCUCCAGCCUGGCAUCCCUCCCCCCUUCCCUGAGAUCCAGUAUAUAUCUAUCCUUAAACACUAUGCAACUUUGUACGUUUGCGUAGCGGGGAAGAAAUUAUUAUCUGACACACACUGGUGCUAUUAAUUAUUUCAAAUUUAUAUUUUUUGUGUGAAUGUGAUUUUUAUUUUUUUUUUUUUUCCGUUUUUAUCAUGAUUAUAGUGUGAGGAAGUCUCUCGUGUGUGUGUAUGUGUGUGUAAAUAUACUCAGCCAUAUUUCCAGAGUGGCACAGCCUGGCCUCCUCUAUGUGCUUUCCCUUAUAGCCACUGGGGUGCGUGCACUGUAUUAUUGCUCCUCUCCAUGUUAUUCCCUUAGAGCUCAGUGUUUCUCCUAGCUGAGCUCCUGCAUUCUUCCUUCUCCUGUAUCCUCAGCACCCAUAUGGACGUCAGCAAUACCACUUUGCCUGUAGAGUGGAUGCUUUCUAGCCCUCCCUCCCAAGCCAUCCCUGAUGCAUGGUGCACCCUGUUCUGUGUCCCUUGUCCCCAGGGAUGCUGUGCCAGGAGGAGAGCAGGGGCUCUGGCUUUGCAGCUGGGCUGUGAGGAGCUGUAGCACUGUUGGGAGACCGGACCCAGUGUUGAGGUGGUCAGAGUGCUGCAUCUGGGGAUAUCUUGAUACCACUGUGUGAGGCGGGAGGCUUGGUGCACCCUCGGGAAUGGCGCUGCUGGGCAGGGGUUGUUCCCAGCAAACUCCACAUCGCUCUUGUACCCCUUCUCUUAAAGAUUCUUACAACUUACUAGCUGGGGAUUUCCCCCUGCCUGCAAGCAUACCUAAUACCUGGAGGAGAGCUUACGUGUGCUCACCCACAUGUGCAGGACGCUGAGGUCGGUGUCUUGGCUGGCUGCUCUGGUCAGAUGGCUGGUUGUAACCGCAUCACCUCUCUGCCAAGGCUGUGAGAAGAGCAGAUGCGAAGAUGCACGCAUGCCCUGGCUGACCUCAGGCCUAAGGUUUCCUGCUUUCUUCUCUAUCUUUUUUCCCCCUUAAGCUGUUUUUAACAGAAUUUUAUUUUUAAAUAAAAAAAAAUCUUUAUAAGCGAUCUCUUAAUCACUACUGCAUUACAGCCAUUAUUCAGUGUAUAAGUCCAGUUAUUUCUUUACGUAAUGUGAUGAUGCAACAGCUGCUGGUGGAGUGCUGGAUGUCAUGGGCAACGCGUGACAGUCCCUUCAUCACCUUAUUCCUGACUGUGGCCCCCUCAGUAUGUGCCUUCACUCCAGCUUUUUGCCUUAAUCUGUGGUCUUGCUGUCUGGGGCGGUGAACAAAAUGCAACACUUGCAGUUUUUAUGUAUAAAACAGUAUUUCUUAUUUAUAAUAAAGUCUGAAUAUUUGUAACCCCUUA